This is a messenger RNA of Cyphellophora attinorum, 2517 nucleotides long. Its product is annotated as Sulfate permease 2. The transcript has a single exon. Gene Ontology annotation, molecular function: secondary active sulfate transmembrane transporter activity. Gene Ontology annotation, cellular component: membrane. Bases 1 to 2517 code for a protein of 838 amino acids. Gene Ontology annotation, biological process: transmembrane transport. NCBI's taxonomy places the organism in Eukaryota, Fungi, Ascomycota, Eurotiomycetes, Chaetothyriales, Cyphellophoraceae. The record is from RefSeq and is a predicted model, not a curated record.
AUGGCUCCAGGUGAUCUCGGCACCGGUCCAAAGGCCACGAAGCUCGGCCACGGCUUAGCCAAAGGGCUUCGCAUCCGCUUGAAUGAGCGACAAGCUGAGAACGACGCUUUGACUCGCGGCGAAUCAACCUUCUCGCACGGCAGUAGUGAUACCUAUGUUGAAGAAGAGCCCACUGCGAUCGAAUAUCUCAAAGAGCUGGUUCCGUCCCGCCAGCAGUACUUCACAUACCUCCGCAAUCUGUUUCCGUUCACAAGAUGGAUCCUGCGAUACAACCUCCAAUGGCUCAUCGGCGAUCUUGUCGCCGGCAUCACUGUGGGCUGUGUGGUUGUGCCGCAAGGUAUGGCCUACGCUAAGCUUGCUGCACUUCCAGUGGAGUACGGGCUUUAUUCAUCAUUCAUGGGUGUGCUAAUAUACUGGUUCUUCGCUACCUCUAAGGAUAUUACGAUCGGUCCUGUCGCAGUCAUGUCGACUAUUGUCGGCAACAUCGUCUUGGAAGUCCAGAAGGAUCAUCCUGAUGUCGAGGGGCAUGUCGUUGCCAGUGCGCUUGCCAUCAUUUGCGGCUCCAUCAUUACGUUCAUCGGACUUGCUCGAAUCGGCUGGAUUGUCGAGUUCAUUCCUCUUGUUGCUAUCUCAGCCUUCAUGACUGGCUCGGCCAUCAGCAUCGCUGCCGGACAGGUGCCAAAUCUUAUGGGAAUCAAAGUUGAUGGCUUCAAUACGCGUGGACCAACUUAUCAAGUCAUCAUCAACACCCUCAAGUACCUGGGCCACAGCAAACUUGAUGCCGCUAUGGGUCUCACAGCCUUAUUGAUGCUGUACCUCAUUCGCUGGGCUUGCGGAUUCGCAGCUAAGAAGUACCCUGCGAGGGCAAAGACCUUUUUCUUCAUUUCCACGCUGCGCACAGCCUUCGUCAUACUACUAUAUACUGGUAUCAGUGCUGGCGUCAACAUCAACCACCGCAAGAACCCGAAGUUCCAGAUUCUGAAGACUGUCCCGCGUGGUUUCAAACACGCAGCUGUGCCGACGAUCAACACCGAGAUCAUCAGCUGGUUCGCUAGCGAGCUCCCGGCGUCGGUCAUCGUCCUUUUGAUUGAGCACAUCGCUAUCUCUAAAUCGUUUGGUCGCAUCAACAACUACACCAUUGACCCCUCUCAGGAACUGGUCGCCAUUGGUGUCACAAAUCUAUUGGGACCAUUCCUUGGCGCAUAUCCUGCCACAGGUUCUUUCUCUCGGACCGCGAUUAAGUCCAAGGCUGGUGUCCGUACUCCUUUCGCCGGAGUCAUCACCGCCGUUGUCGUUCUGUUGGCAAUCUAUGCCCUCACCGCUGUCUUCUACUACAUCCCUAACUCAUCGCUAGCUGCGGUCAUCAUUCACGCCGUGGGUGAUCUCAUCACUCCUCCCAACACUGUCUACCAGUUCUGGCGUGUUUCUCCAAUUGAGGUCAUCAUCUUCUUUGCUGGAGUCUUCGUUACCAUCUUCUCUAGCAUUGAGAACGGCAUUUACACAACUGUCUCCGUCAGUGCAGCUGUACUUCUCUUCCGUGUUGUGAAAGCCAGAGGUCACAUCGUGGGACGGGUCAAGGUCCACUCAGUGAUUGGCGAUCAGUACAUGGAUGACGCUCAGAAACGCGACAUAUUCCUUCCUCUGGACCACAACGAUGGGUCUAAUCCCAACGUACAGCCUGAACAGCCAUAUCCAGGCAUUUUCAUCUAUCGCUUCAGCGAGGGCUUCAACUAUCCCAACGCAAACCACUACACUGAUUAUCUGGUGGACUAUAUCUUCAAGCACACCCGCAGGACUAACCCUGACUCUUGGCCGCGUCCUGGUGACCGACCUUGGAACAAUCCUGGACCUCGCGCGGGCAAACCUGAGCCUGAUAACUCGCAUCUCCCUACGCUUAAGGCCAUCAUUCUGGAUUUCUCAGCCGUCAACAACGUGGAUGUCACGUCCGUACAGAACCUGAUCGACGUGCGCAACCAAUUGGACCGAUACGCCACUCCCAAUGUCGUUCAAUGGCACCUGGCCUCCAUCAAUAAUCGUUGGACAAAGCGAGCACUUGCUGCUGGUGGCUUCGGAUACCCUACUGUUCCCACAGAGGAGUAUUCUCGCUGGAAGCCCAUUUUCAGUUUGGCAGAGCUCGGUGGCAACACCUCUGCUGCUGCUGCGGCCGAGAAGAGGGACAACAAGCACCUACGCCGCAAUUCGACUGCCGACGACAUUGAGACUGGACACGGUAAAGAAAGCAUCACCGUUGAUGCCGCCGACAAGGAUAGUUCGUCUGGUGGCUCGGACCUCAAGCAGACGCUUACUAGCAGCAAAGCGUACAAGAGGACUACGCUUGUGUACGGUUUGAACCGCCCAUUGUUCCACAUCGACCUCACCGCAGCGCUUCACGCCGCGAUUACCAAUGUUGAAGAGCAGAUGGGAUCUUCUUCAAGGAGUCCUGCCGACCUCAAGCGUGGAGUUGGCACAACCUCCGACUCUGAGGAGGAGCUCAAGGUGCAUGGAAAAGAGACUUGA